Uranotaenia lowii is the source of this 5651-nucleotide messenger RNA. Its product is annotated as intermembrane lipid transfer protein Vps13-like. The record is from RefSeq and is a predicted model, not a curated record. Lineage: Eukaryota; Metazoa; Arthropoda; Insecta; Diptera; Culicidae. Bases 3673 to 4995 code for a protein of 440 amino acids. Gene Ontology annotation, cellular component: extrinsic component of membrane. Gene Ontology annotation, biological process: protein retention in Golgi apparatus; protein targeting to vacuole. The transcript has 7 exons.
UAUAUUCAUAGUUGAUUGCAUAAGGUCAAUCAGCAGUUUAUAGUUAAAUCUAUUGUAUUUAUAGUUGAAUGCAUAAAAUAAAUCAUACAGUUGAAUGUAUCAUAUUGAUAGUUGAUUGCGUAAGGACAAUUAGAAGUUUGUAGUUGAAUCUAUUAUAUAAGUAGUUUAAUGCGAAAAAAUCAACUGCAUUUCGAUUAUUGGUAUAACAAGCUGAAAUAAUUGGAACAACUUUCGUCUUUUUUCUCCGUGUACUCCGAUUCACUGGUUUGAUUUUUAAAACGAGCGGCCGUACUUUAUUCGAUUUUUCGGUUUUCUGUUCUUCUGAAAUCAAAGUUCAAAGUUAUUCAAUUCAAAAAAUUUAUUAUUAUUUUCAAAAAUUAUUCUUUUCAAUCGAAACUAUAAUUCAUUGAUUCAAAGAAAACAGGAGCUGGAUUAAAAAAAAAAAUGAAUGUUUUGAAUCAAAGUCAGAUUUAAUUCGUUCCAAAAUUCAAGUUUACUCUGCGUGAAUACACGGAAUCAUAGGCAUGGUAGGCGAACAAUUCGCUGUCAAAAAGCGCUCCGUCUCCACCCCCCACCAAUGAAAAACUUUUGGUACUCCUUGCCUACUGUUGCUCAAUAUGCAACCACCCGUAGCUGUAUAGGCACGCUGGUUCCCGGAUCGGAAGGAAUAUCGCAACCGGACCGAUAACUGUCAAACCAUUAGUUGUCAGUUUGAAUCUAUCCGGUUUCCCUUCGAAAUCUGUUGGAUUUCCUGACAAUUUCUCCGCUGCCAUACAAUGACAGAUAUCGAAAUCGAUCAGUUUAGUUUCGAUUCGAAUUCUGUCAGUUUUUCUUGCGACGGGCCAUCAUUUGAAAAACGAUCGGUUAUUUUUCGUGUUUGUCGCACGCCGCGUUUUCGUUGCCGGUCAAAAUUUCACGCCUGCUUCAUGCCUAGCGCAUUCAAUUUGCUGAAACAAGGUGGUGGAGAAAAAGCUGGGGGAGCUUCGGCCAUAAUUUCAUGGGACCAUUUCAUCAAUUCACUGUUCCGCUACUAUCAGAAUCUGAGACAGGAGCAAAACCCCGGCAGUGAAACAGUUUACCGCUACAAAGAGCCCUCAGGAAAUGGCCAUCAUCGACGCAGCUUACUCUCUUUUCGACACCUUCACACCAUUCCCCGGACGUUAGAGAUGAAUCAUCCAACAGGAUGAAAAUCCAGAAAAAAAUUCCCCGGACGCAAAAAUCUCGAGAAGGCAUGAAGACCAAAGUGGACCACAUGCUCAACGCCAUCCGCUACGUUACCUACAAUUGUUCCUUCCGGAGAACGCUCUAGUUUCCAUGAAAAUUCUCGUUUCCGAAAUGCGUCAACCGAACGUAAAUCCUUAGGCUGCUGACCCAAAAUGAGCGCACCAAAAUUGAAAUCCGUCAGGGUUUGUGUUUGGAAAGCGAAGUAUCAGUAACAUUCUCGGAGGAUGACGUUGAAUGUGGUCAGGAACUACAGGAGCAGCAGCACGAAACAGGCUCCGUUUGUUCGGAGCUGCAGUACAAGAAAGCUAUCGUCGACCGGCUGCGGGGUGUUUGCGGCAGCAGAGCACCCCCCAAUCUGGCACACCAUCUGCUUGGCUUUGACCUGAGCAAAGAACUGCUACUCACCAAUUUGCAGCAACCGGGGGUGCUUCCCGACCAACUGCAACUUAUUUUGCCGCUGGAGGAAGGUAGGUAUUUAUAAUUUGUUUUUGUGAUUUGUUGUUUUUUUAGCAUUUUUUUUUGCAGGCCAACUCAAUUCCCCAGCCCAAGAGCUAGUGAUCGAGCACGGCUGACCCAAAAUGAGCGCACCAAAAAUUAAAUCCGAAAGGGUUUUAUCGAGUUUUUGGAAAGCGAAGCAGAACCAUUCUCGGAGGAACUACAGAAGCAGCACCACAAAACAGGCUCCGUUUGUUCGGAGCUGCAGUGCAAGAAAGCCAUCAUCGACCGGCUGCAGGAGUGUUUGCCGCAAAGCACCCCCAAUUUGGCACACCAUCUGUUUGGGUUUGACCUGAGCAAAGAACUUUGACUGCUUAUUUUGCUGCUGGAUCAAACCUUGGAGGAAGGUAGGUGUUUCUGAUUUAUUUUUGUGAUUUGUUGUUUUUUAAAUUUUUUUUGUAGGCCAACUCAAUUCCCCAGCCUAAGCGCUACUAAUAGAGCACAGCUGACCCAAAAUGAGCGCACCAAAAAUGAAAUCCGAAAGAGUUUGGUCGAGUGUUUUAAAAGCGAAGCAGUAACCUCGAAGUCAAUGUGGUCAGGAACUACAGAAGCAGCAGCGCGAAACAGGCUCCGUUUGUUUGGAGCUGCAGUACAAGAAAGCUAUCGUCGACCGGCUGCAGGAGUGUUUGCCGAAGCAGAGCACCCCUUAAUCUGGCACAAAAUCUGCUUGGCUUUGACCUGAGCAAAGAACUGCGACUCAAAAAUUUGCAGCGGGGUGCUUCGUGAGCAACUGUAGCUUAUUUUGCUGCUAGAUCAAACCUUGGAGGAAGGCCAACUCAAUUCCCCAGCACCAAAAAUGAAAUCCUAAAGGGUUUUGUCGAGUUUUAUGUGAUCCGCGUGGAUACCGGCGAAUGGAGCGAAAAAUUCUCCUUGGACGUGGCCGGCUCGAGUGGAGUCAUCGCGUGCCAAGCAAACAACAUGACCUAUCAGAUUGGAGUUAACAAUACCCUCACGCAUAACUCUCUCACGAAGCAGAUUGUGUUUAUGCCAUACUUCGUGCUCAUAAACCGAGCAGAGUUUGAUGUUGAAGUACAGGAACAUCUGCGGACAGCGGACAGCUGAACCAAAGUGAAAGUUAACGAUUGUGUUCCGCUGCGGCCUAAAACCGAAGAUAAUCGAAUGCUGCGAGUUAAAGCUUCUGGGCGUCCGGAAAUUACUGCCUCCUUCAAGUACACCGAAGUUCAAUGUACGCUUCUACAGCUCAAAAAUCGCUACGGUGGCAUUAAUGUUGAUGUCCACGUAACGGAGGGCGCCAUCUACAUCACGAUUUCUGGUUAUCAUGUUGGGGAUGCUCCAGCUCUGCUGAUGAACCACACCUGUGAGCCGUUUGCAUUCAAGGAAAGGGUGAUGUUAAUGGUAAAAUUCGAUGCCUUAUCAGAUGGUUCUGCACACCUGGGUCAAUCCAGCUGGUGAGCGAUAGUUUUUGAUAGCGGAUCGAAACUGGCCCCAGUGGAAAAUGACCUACGCAAGGACGACAUCAGUGAGUUCGCAUCGCCAAGUGAUAAAGCCGUCUGUUGGGUAUCUUUCCUCAACGGAACUCAACGAAUUUCGCUCAUAACCGAUAACGCUAACAUUGCUUACGAGCUGCAUUCUGCAAGUCGUCUAGAUCAAGUAACACAGGAAAUGAAACUAGAAAUCCAUGGCGUUGGCCUGUCGCUUGUCAACAAUGCCAAAAAGACUGACCUUAUGUACAUCGGAAUUGCCAGCUCCGGGGUUAUCUGGGAAGAAUGCAAACGUUCGGGUCGCUUCAAACAGAUGAAAAUACAGGAAACAAUUUACGUUGAAAAUGCCUAGCAAAACUACCUCCGUGACGUCGAAAUUGGCGCUUCUUCCAACAGAAAAUACUUCCUCGAGGGAGAGAAACGUCUGGAGGUAAACUUCCAAAACAACAUCAUCAAGAAAUCCACCGAUCGAGCCAUCAAGCGCAUAUUUUACCCCGGCAUAUGGCUAGAGAUGAAAUCCUCCUCCCACCAGUUGCAGUUCCACGCCAAAAUCAAUCGAAUACAAAUCGACAACCAGUUGAGCGACUGUAUCUUCCCGGUCGUUUUGGCACCGAUUCUUCCGCCCAAAAGCGUUGCUGCAACAACCGAGUUUAAGCCUUUUGUCGAGAUGAGUAUGGUUCAACGAAUAAUUCCACAUUCUAAUGUAAAGCAAUUCAAAUACUUACGGGUACUAAUGCAAGAGUUCCACGUCAAGGUAGAUCUGAUCUUCAUCAAUGAAAUAUUCGAGAUGAUCAGCACAGAAAUAACGGAAACUGAAGCGAAAAAACUGUUCGCUGAGGAUCUCAAGGUGCAACCGCAGCCGCUCAAUGCGCACGUGGCCAUGCAGUCGCAGGUAGAGGUGAAAAAUUUCUACGACAAUCUUCACCUGGGACCGUUGAAAAUUCACGUCAGCUUUUCAAUGGCCGGUUCCGAAUCGAAAGCUCUCCCGGGAAUAUUGUCCACUAUUUUGCAAGGUGUUGGCGUUACGCUCACCGAUAUUAAUGAUGUCGUUUUUCGAUUGGCGUUCUUCGAACGGGAGUUGCUGUUCUUAACGCAGCGCCAGCUGGUUUCGGAAUGCGUCACUCACUACAGUGGCCAAGCCGUAAAGCAACUGUACGUUCUGGUACUUGGUUUGGACGUUAUUGGCAAUCCGUACGGAUUAGUCGUUGGUUUUACCAAGGGUGUGGAGGAUCUCUUCUAUGAACCGUUCCAGGGGGCGAUUCAGGGACCUAGCGAGUUUGCCGAAGGUCUUGUGCUGGGAGUGAAGUCAUUGUUUGGACACACGGUUGGAGGAGCAGCUGACGCUGUUUCGAAAAUAACGGGUGCCAUGGGUAAGAGACUGGCAGCGCUCACGUUCGACGAUGACUAUCAGAAAAAGCGCCGUGAUGCCUUGAACAAAAAACCUUCAACCCUGCAGGAAGGAAUUGCUCGCAGUGGCAAGGGUCUGGUCAUGGGAGUGUUUGACGGUGUCACGGGGGUGUUCACCAAACCGAUAAGUGGAGCCAAAGAGGAAGGUGUUGAAGGUUUCUUCAAAGGUUUGGGCAAAAAAGGAGUUGGGCUGGUGGCACGUCCUAUUGCUGGUGUAACGGACUUUGCCAGUGGAAGCUUCGAUGCGGUCAAACGUGCAACAGAACUGUCGGAUGAAGCCAUGCGACUGCGACCGCCACGCUUUCUCCACACCGACGGUAUAGUGAGGCCUUUCAAUAAGAAGCCGAGGGCAACAAGUUGCUUAAGAAUAUUGAUAAAGGAAAAUUUGCUGCUACUGACGUGUUUGCAUAUUACGAAUCUAUCCUAGACAAUAAGGAUGUGGUGUGUUAACCGACUCUAGGAUCAUUUAUGCAACGAGGAACGAUCUUUUCGGUGGAUGGCAGUGCGAAUGGUCACAUCGCUGGUCUGAAAUUUUGAGCGUCUCGACCGUUAACGAUGGUGUGGAAUUGGUGCUCAAAACCCGCGGUGGAAAGUCAGCACUGAAGAAAAUGUUCAGCUCUUCUAGCAGCCAGAAGAAAAUUUUGUUGCUACCCAUGGAAUACAAGCGUAACCGGUUGGCGGAAUUUAUGGAAAGGUUACGGGGCAAAGCCGAAUAAGUCGAAAGCAUGCCCCAGAAUCGAUAUUUUGAUGUAUGAUCGCGAAGAGCUUUUUGCUGCAACGUGUAUCGCCAUAAUAGUUAUGAACUAUUUUAUCGCAUAGCGAAAGUACAAGACAAAUAAGUUUUAUCAUUACCGGGCACUGAUAUGCUUAAUCGGUAGCCGUUCUGCACAAGCGAAGCUAAGCGUCCAUUCGAUUGUAUUUAAGGCAAAGGCAGCUUGAAACGAGAAAUAGCAGAAGUUUUUGGCGUUCGAAGCAGCCGAUCAUCUGCCCCAUUGGGCAAAUCUUAUAAAAUUCAUAAACAAAAUUCCAGCGCAUUAUAAAUAUUUUUUUUUUAAUAUUGUAUAUAUUGCCAAACAAAUUAUU